AUGACCGACGGGAGGAUGAUUAAACGGAAAGGGGGGAAGGGGGGGAAGCCACCCCUAUUAAGGCACUCCAAAUUGAGGAAGCUUUUUUACAUAAGGAUGUACCUGGAGAGGAAGCGUCGCGAGGCUCGUUCCUCUAGCCGCAGAGGUGAUGGAAGCAACGAUGGAAGACGUGCCGCCCCCCCGGUAACGUUCGAAGAGUUAGGGGUGGAAGACUGGCUAGUCAAAAUAAGUAAAACGGUCCAAAUUAGUCAUCCAACAAAAAUACAGCAGUUGUGUUUGCCACUUAUAAUGAAGGGAUAUAAUGUGAUAGGGACAUCCGAGACAGGAACGGGGAAAACGAUAUGCUACUGUUGGGGCAUUCUGCAGGAGUUAAAUAAGAACUCGUAUGGAGUCUUCGCCCUAGUGCUGCUGCCAACCAGGGAGCUAGUAGUCCAAGUCGUUGAACAAUUCCUUCUGUACGGAUACAGGAUAGGAAUAAAAAUCCUUUCUUGCAUUGGUGGGUCUUCCCUAAUUGAGCAGAGAAGGAGAGUGCUGGCCAAGCCACACGUUGUCGUGGGUACCCCCGGGAGAACCAGCGAUAUUAUAGAUAACUGUGAGGACGUUAGGAAUUGCUUCAAAAGGCUCAGAUUUUUUGUUUUGGAUGAAGCGGACUUGCUGCUGCAGAAGUGUUACGAGUCGAAGUUGGAGGUAAUUCUCCGGAGUUUGCCCAAGCCGGCGGGGGGAGGAAGCGGGGCAGGAAGUGGGGCAGUCAACGGGGCAGGAAGCGGACCACUCUACGCACCACUCUGCGCACCACUCUGCGGCGGGAGCAGCGGGCGGAGGACCCUCCUCUUCAGCUCCACCAUCACGGACUCGCUAGAACUACUCGCCAACUCGUUCCCACAGGAAAACCUAAUUCUUGUGAAUGUUAACAAGAAGCAAAAGCCGCUGAAAAAUCUGGACCAACGGUACAUCUACGUCGACGAGAUAGCGCAGAUGACCUACUUGGUGUACCUUUUACGAAAAAAGUUACCUGACCAGUCAGGCAUUAUUUUUACAGACAACAGCUACAGAUGUGAAUUAAUUUACACCGUGUUGUGUAUGCUGGGGGGGUUCUCUGUAGAAUCCAUACACUCAUCAAAGGAUCCAAAAAAACGGCUAGCUGCUUUGUCCAAGAUAAAAAACGGAGCCUGUAAAAUCUUGAUCGCUACAGAUAUAAUAAGUAGA
Molecule: messenger RNA, 1206 nt
Organism: Plasmodium cynomolgi strain B
Lineage: Eukaryota; Apicomplexa; Aconoidasida; Haemosporida; Plasmodiidae
Product: DEAD/DEAH box helicase domain containing protein
Exons: 1
Molecular function (GO): nucleic acid binding; ATP binding
Source: RefSeq, a predicted model, not a curated record